Messenger RNA from Hemicordylus capensis (graceful crag lizard), 11967 nucleotides. It is a transcript of the gene PRRC2B, whose product is annotated as proline rich coiled-coil 2B. Gene Ontology annotation, biological process: cell differentiation. Bases 381 to 7193 code for a protein of 2270 amino acids. Lineage: Eukaryota; Metazoa; Chordata; Lepidosauria; Squamata; Cordylidae. The transcript is spliced from 32 exons. The record is from RefSeq and is a predicted model, not a curated record.
GCCCGGCAGGCGCCGCUGUCCUUUUGCGCAGGCCUGGCUGCUGCGGGCUGAGCUGCUCACUCCAGGCCGGGGAUUGACAGGCCUUUCGCAGCAGACGGAGGAGGCGGAGGCGGAGGCGGGCACGGCAGCAACAGACGCGGAGCGAGGCAGCACAGCAGCCGCCGCCGCCGCCGCCAGAAGCCUGGGAGGAGGAGGAGGAGGGAGGAGGAGGUUCUUCCAGCCGCGCCACUUCGGCCUUGCAAUCCGCAGCCAUCGCGCCCCCCCAGCCCCCGGCCCCCGCCGCCACUUGGCCCCCCAGGCGCAUCCGGCUCCCCACAACCACAACAGGCAGAUCGGGAGCGGCGCAGAGAAAUUUCCUUACUCGAUGACCUUUCAUCGCAAUGUCCGAUCGUUUGGGGCAAAUAACCAAGGGAAAGGAUGGGAAAAGCAAGUACUCGACUCUCAGCCUGUUUGAUAAGUAUAAAGGAAAGUCAGUAGAAGCUAUCAGAACUACAGUUAUUCCUAGACAUGGCUUACAGAGUCUCGGGAAAGUUGCUGCUGCCCGGCGCAUGCCUCCACCUGCCAACUUGCCAAGUUUGAAGUCGGAGAACAAAGGAAACGACCCCAAUAUCAUCAUCAUCCCCAAGGACGGUACAGGAUGGGCGAACAAGCAGGACCCGCCAGACCAAAAGAGUUCCAGUGCGACGGCUGCACCGCUGCAGGAGUCGCUGCCACAGCCGGGUUUGCAGAAAUCUGUCUCCAGUUUGCAGAAGCUGACCCAGUCAGUCAGUCAGGAGAGUACAAAUUCAGUGCCAGGUGGACCAAAGUCAUGGGCACAGCUGAAUGGAAAGCCAGCCGGACCAGAAGGUGGUUCAAGGGCCUCAAGCCGACUGUUAUCCUUCUCUCCCGAGGAAUUUCCAACGCUGAAAGCAGCUGGCGAGCAGGACAAGUCUGGCAAAGAAAAGGGCGCCUUAGAUCCGUCGUAUGGGCCCGGACCAAGCCUCCGCCCCCAGAAUGUCACGAGUUGGAGGGAGGGCGGUGGGAGGAACAUAACCUCUUCUACAUCUCUGACCGCCUCCCUGACUGAGUCGGGCAGUAAGACCUCUAGUGCAAGAGAUGGAGCCCCCUCCUCGGUGACCGCCAGUGACCCUAAGGAGCCCUCUCUCCGCCCGACACAGCCCGUCCGCAAAGGGGCUUCGCAGUUCAUGGCAAACGUCUACCAGCCGCCGACAUACCAUGACAUGCUACCAGCUUUUAUGUGUUCAAGCCAGCCACCCGAGACCCCUGGGCCAUUGGGCCGUGGGUCCUUCCCCCUCCCGCAAUUCCGCCUUGAACCCCGCAUCCCGUUCAGACAAUAUCAGACCAGCGACCAAGAUGGAAAAGAGAACAGACUUGGGAUCUCCCGCCCGGCUCGUCCAGUCCGGCCACAAGGGGAGCGAGUCCCCCGACCCACCAUCAUCAAUGCCGAGAACCUGAAGGGGUUGGAUGAACUUGACAACGAUGCAGAUGAUGGUUGGGCAGGAAUUCAUGAUGAAGUGGAUUACUCUGAGAAACUGAAGUUCAGCGAGGAUGAGGAGGAGGAAGAAACCCAUAAGGAGGGAAGGCAGAAAUGGAACAGCUGGGAUCCCAGAAGGCAACGGCAGCUCUCCCUGAGCUCAUCGGACAGUGCAGACGCCAAGCAUCCUCCCGAGGAAGGGAAGAUCUGGGGAGACCCAGCUGGCCUAUCUUGGCCAAUCCGGAAAGUGCAAGAGAACCCACUGGCCUCCCGGAAGGCGACUAGCUGGGCUCCUUCUUUGGAUUAUCAGAAACCCUCGCUGGCAUGCCUCAGGCAGCAGUCUUCCGAAGAGAAGGAGGAGAAGCUUCCCCUGAGGCAGAAGUUUGUCCACUCGGAGAUGUCGGAGGCCGUUGAGCGAGCCCGGAGGCGGCGGGAGGAGGAAGAACGGCGUGCCCGGGAGGAGCGCCUGGCCGCUUGUGCUGCCAAGCUGAAGGAGCUGGAUCAGAAAUGCAAGCUGGCACAGAAGGCGGGAGACGGCCAAAAACACGCGGAGAACGAGGAGCCCCGGUCCUCCAGCACGGAGAAAAACGCUGCACCGGAGAACAGUCACACUAUCUGGAGAGCAAACCCAGAGUUUCAUACCCAAGAAGUUUCUCCUAGUUACAUGGCUGAGGAGACGUCGGCGGCAUCAGCAGUUCAUCGGAGCAGCAGCGAGGAGGAGCUCCGAGAGGCCGUGUCGCCCGCACAGGAAUUCGGCAAGUACCCCAAGUCACUCCCCCCACGGUUCCAGCGGCAGCAGCAGCAGCAGCAGCAGCAGCAGCAGGACCAGCUGUACAAGAUGCAGAGCUGGCAGCAGCCCCAGGUGUACCCUCCGCCCUCCCACCCUCCGCGCACCUUCUACCCGCCACACCCGCAGAUGCUGGGCUUCGACCCCCGCUGGAUGAUGAUGCCCUCCUACAUGGACCCCCGCAUGACCCAGGGACGCCCAGCUGUGGAUUUCUACCCCUCCACUCUCCAUCCAUCAGGGAUGAUGAAGCCCGUGAUCCAGCCAGACUCCACCAAUGGGGCCAGCUGUCAGGCAGAAGAGCCGAGCUGCCAGCCUGCAGUGCAACCGGAGAGGAAAGCUGUUUCUGGAGAGCCCACCCCUGUUUGGGGUCAGGAGACCUACACCCCGUUGCAAAGUAAAGGCGGCACCAUUUCACGUUCAAAACAGACUGAGAGCAUGGCGGUGGAGGGAUUGCAUGCCAGGAACGACAGCUCUUACCCUGCACCGUCCGUCAUAAACACCCAACAUGACCUCUUUGAGGAGUCAGGAGAAGACUACUUAAAUACGUUUGAUGAGAAGGCCCAAGCCAACUUUGACAGCUGCAUCGCCUCCUCUCAGAGGACGAGCCAGGAUUGCCUCUUCCAGCACCAAGAAAGUGUCCCCGAAACGUCUGCUUCUGACUCUCGCCAUGGGAACCUCAAGAGCUCCUCCUUGGAGCCUGGCUUGGCUCACGCUGAUAAGAAGCCAGAGUACAAUGGCUGGGAUGUGAGCCAUUAUCAGAAACCCUUGGAGUUGGCCGCCUCUUCAGAGGAAGAGGGGCCGCGGAGUGAGCAGUCCUUUGGUGCCGAGACAUGGAAGAAAGAAGGGGCCACUGGCAAGCAAGCCAACCCGGAGGCGGGAUGGGCUCCUGAGAACCGGAAUGCCAGCAGCCAGCCGCAGGAGCAAACAGGGCGAGCUCGUCGGUCUGGCCCCAUUAAGAAGCCAGUGCUGAAGGCCCUCAAGGUGGAGGAGAAGGAGAAAGAGCUGGAGAAGGUGAAGGUGGAAGAAGAGACCUCCCAGGUGGGUAAGGAGAAGACUCCAGCUCAUAAAACUGAGGCGGCGGCAGUUGCUGCUGCUGCUGCUGCUGAUUCCGCUGCUUUGCUCCACGCCCCCCGGUACCACUUGCACGAUGAGAAGAGCUCGUCUCGGACUGCUGUCCCGGAGCCUGAGAAACCUCAAGAGGAAGAAGAGGAGGAGCAGGAGGAGAAAGGUGGAAACGCCUGGGAGGAGAAACAGCACCUAAGAGAAUCCAACGAUCUGCCCCCCACCAAAAGAAACAACUGGAUCUUUAUUGACGAGGAACAGGCCUUUGGUGGGAGGGGCCGGGGCCGGGGCCGUGGCUUCCGAGAGUUCACCUUCCGAGGCCGUGGCAGUGCUGUGGGUUGCAGCAGCGGCAGCACCGGUGUCAACAGGGGAGCCUACAACAGCAGCCUCAACCCCGCCCAGAAAAGCAGCCGAGGGCGGGCCUUGAGGGAGUUUAAUCAGCUGGAAGAGUUCCCGCGCGGGAAGCCCAGGCGCCGGAUUGCGAGUGAGACGCACAGCGAAGGCUCCGAGUAUGAGGAGCUGCCAAAGCGCCGCCGUCAGAGGGGCUCUGAGAACAGCAACGAAGGUUCCCUCGUGGAGAAGGAGGAGGGCGAGCUCAGGAAGGGGGAUUUCCGCGACUCUUGGCGGUCCAAUAAGAUCUAUUCUGAUGACCACGGAGGCCUGGACGCCAAGGCCCGGGCUCCACGAGUCUUUGGCCGCUCGCUGCCCCCAAGACUUAGCAAUUCCGGGUAUGGGCGGCGGGGCUUUGUUUCCAAGGAGCCUUCCCCGUGGCAGGGCAGGGCUGCCGCGAGCGUGUGGCAGGAGCACGGCCACAGUGCCUCUCUGGACGCCUUUGGAGUCCGGCAUCAACCGGACAGGGACUACGGCCAAGACUCUCAUAAGCCCUCCGACCCCUUUAAUAGACGGGCCUUUGAUGAGGAUCCCAUUGACAAAAGGCACUACUUCCCGGAGGAUUAUGGGGCCGAUCCCGAAAACACGGAGAACCGGCCUUUCCGCCGCCGGCGUCCACCUCGCCAGGACAAGCCCCCCCGGUUCAGGCGCUUGAGGCAGGAGCGCGAGUUUGUCGGGCAGUGGAGCCCCGAGGAGGCCGGGACCAACCUCCUAGCCUGCCAGUGGCCCGGAAGAGCCAAGCUGACCGGGACAGAGAGGAGCCUGACCUCUGCCCGGAGAUCUCCGGAGCUGCCUUAUCAGAACUCCUCCGACCACGCCAAUGAGGAGUGGGAGACAGCCUCUGAAAGCAGCGACUUCAGUGAGCGGCGGGAGAGGCGGGACGGCGUCUCUGAGAGCGAAGGCCCGCUGGAGGGCGGUCUGGCCAGUGGCAGUUUGGGGGAGAAGAGAGAGCUGGCCAAGAGGAGCUUUUCCAGCCAGAGACCGCUGGUGGAUCGGCAGAGCCGGAAGGUCGAUCCUGCGGGAUUUGGGGAGAAAGCUGUAAGAGCCGGCGGGUCCGCUUCCCGCUACGAAAGCCAGCAGAACGGAGCACAGAUGAAAAGCAAAAGAUCUCCAGAAGAAAACCUUGACAACAGCAGCCCUGGGAACAGCCACUCCAUGUAUGGGUCUCAUGCCAACUUGAGUGGGACGGAAGGGCUGGGGAAAAACCCAGAGAGAGAUGCCAAACCCACUGCCCAGCAAGCCAGCGAGAAGGGAGAAGCCAUCUCUCAGUUUGAGCUGAACUAUGGAAAUGGCCUCAUGGAGAGCCGGCUUUCGGGGGCCGCAGAGGAGAGCGAAGUGGGCCCAGUCGGUGGCGAAGGCUUCAUUGAGGUCCUCACGAAGAAGCAGCGGCGCUUGCUGGAGGAGGAGCGCAGGAAGAAGGAGCAGGCCGCCCAGGCUCCAGUCAAAGGCCGUGUCCUGCAGUCUCGUAUCCCUCCUCGCUUUGCCAAGAAGCAGAACAGCUUGUGCCUCGAGCAAGGGGACAUUUCCGUUUCUGGAAACAGCCUGGGCACAGAAAUCUGGGAGACGAACAGCCCAGCACUCUCUGUUCAGUCCACUGGCACAGAUUCCUGGAAUAAACCUGUCACUGCCUUUACCAGCAACGAAUCCAGCGCCACCGAGGGAUUUAAAGGCAGCCAGGGGGACAGUGGCAUUGACUUGAGCGCAGAAUCGCAGGAGUCCUCCGCCACUUCUUCCCAGCGCAGUUCUCCGUACGGCACUCUCAAACCUGAAGAGAUGGGUGGAACUGGCCUGGUGGACCCCAAGCCCGAUUGCCAGAAAGAACAAGCUCCAAAGCAGGCUGAUAAAAAGGAUUCCGACCAAGGUUCGAGUCAGAGCAAGGACCACAAGCCCGGGCCAAUCGGCAACGAGCGUUCCUUGAAAAACCGGAAGGGCUCUGAGGGAGCGGACCGCCUCGAAGGCAGUAUCCCCCCAGUCAACGGGGUGGAGAUCCACGUGGACUCGGUUCUUCCUGUGCCGCCCAUUGAAUUUGGAGUCAAUCCUAAAGUACCGGCUUAUAUAGAGAGUGCCUCUUUACAGGACUCGGACUUCAGUCUGCCCCCUGGUUCGGCCUCCAGUACGGCAGCGAACUCGGUAACGAAAUUACAGGAUCCCCUCGCCAGCAAUGCUGGGCUCACGCAAUCCAUCCCGAUUCUCCGAAGAGACCACCACCUCCCGAGGUGCAUUGGCUUGAACCCCAUGUCGUUCCCCACAGCAGACUUGACACUCAAAAUGGAGUCGGCACGUAAAGCUUGGGAGAACUCACCGAGUCUACCAGAACAGAAUUCUCCGGGUGGCACCGGCUCCGGCAUCCAGUCUCCUUCCAGCGUGGGGGCUUCCAAUGGUGUCAGCUACAGCUCCUUUGGUGGCGUUUCGGUGCCCCCGAUGCCGGUGGCUUCCGUCGCUCCGUCUGCUUCGAUGCCAGGUAACCACAUCACCCCCCUGUAUUUAGACGGCCAUGUCUUUGCAAGCCAGCCACGUCUCGUCCCCCAGACGAUACCUCAGCAGCAGAGCUACCAACAGGCGGCUGCUCAGCAAAUCCCGCUUUCCCUCCACACGUCCUUGCAAGCCCAGGCCCAGCUUGGCCUGAGGGGCGGCCUUCCCGUCUCACAGUCCCAGGAAAUCUACAGCUCCAUCCAGCCCUUCAGAUCUCAGGUUUACAUGCACCCCAGCCUAUCCCAACCCAACACCAUGGUCCUGGCAGGAGGCACGGCCCUGAAGCCCCCGUAUUCUGCCUUCCCGGGCAUGCAGCCCUUGGAGAUGGUGAAGACACAGUCUGGAUCUCCUUACCAGGCAGUGAACGGGAGCCAGGCACUGGUUUACGAAGGCCAGAUCAGCCAGGCACCUGGAAUGGGAGCCUCGCAGAUGAUGGACUCGCCGCUUACGCAGCUCACCAUGCCAAUGCCUGGGUCCCAGCUCCAGAUGCCCCGUUACGGUUCUGGCCAACAGCCCCUGAUAUUGCCACAGUCCAUCCAGCUUCCUCAGGGCCAGAAUCUGCCUGUCGGAGCUCCUCGUCGGAUCCUCUCGCCUGGCUCCCAGCCAUCUGUCCUUGCCUCGAGCAGGGAGGCCUCCCACGUGGAACUAAAAGGAUUCCACUUCACAGACAGUAAACAGAAUAUGCCCACUGGAGGAUCCGUAACGUCACAUCACGCAUAUAGGCCUAGUUCUGCCAGCCCCAGCGGGAAGCCCUCUGGACCAGCCGUCAAUUUGAGUUCUGUGCAGGGGCAUUACAUCCAGCAGGACCCCGAGACAUGUGGGGUGCGUCUUUCUGGCCCGACUGAACACUCUCUUACGGUCCAGCAGGCAAAACAGCGAGUGGAUGAAAGCAAAGCCAACCUGGCUGCUGUCAAACUGCAGGAGCCGCCCUCUGCCAGUCAGAUGAAGCCGGUACGCACCGGAGCGAUCAAGCCACAGGCCGUCAAAGUGGAGGAGAGCAAGGCCUAAGUGGCCGUGGCCCCGUGGAUGCCUGCCAGCUGGUCCUGCUUGACCGAGAGAGAGAGAGAGAGAGAAAGAGAGAGAGAGAGAAGACUCUGCACACCACCCCCAUUCCCCCCUCUUCUUCUUCCCCCCCAAAACUGGCUGCACCAAGACUUUUCACCAGACCGGCCACAACUCGGCAUCACGAAACCAGCUGCCUAAAGCAAUGUCCUCUGAGCCCCCCAACAAAGCCGUUCUUGAACCGUGGGUUGAGACGUUGGCCUGCUUGCUUUGAAAGAAACCGACCCCUCCGUGCUCCACCCACCCCCCCGGGACUGUGGAACGGCUGCAGCCAUGUUCUUUUUCUCGUUCCCACUUGCAGCUAGCCGCGGAUCGUUCUUUCGGUAAUGCCCGUUCCCCACUCCACCCCUUUCCCCAUUUCUGUCUCAGCAGGGCGGCAACAGGAGGGCGCGAGUGUGUGGGAAGCUUUUUUAAAAGACCACUGAGGUUUUUAAGGAAAAAAAAACAGAACGCUGUGUCUUUGUUUUAUAGCUGAACUUUUCUAUGUUCUCUCAUAUAUUCCCCCCCGCCGCCACCGCCGCCAUCUUUGCCUCCUGGAAAAGGACCCCCUGACUCAAAAUCAUGUACUCGAAUGGACACCCCCCUCUUUAUGGCGGGGGGGGCGGGUUUCUGGUGUGAGAAAUUGAGAUUUCUAGACUCUUAAAUAGAGCUGUGUAGGAGCUUGGUUCUCAGGUCUUUCAUUCUGAGUCCAAACAGGAUAGGUAGAGGUAUUUGGCAACGUUGGGAAUGUUUCCGUUUCAUUCCAUUAGAGGCAGAGCUUGUUUUAGAAGUAAAAUGUAUAAGAGAAAUAUUUAUAGUCGGCUAAAACCCCUUGAAUCUCAAAGCUUGCCCUGUUUUACUGUAGCUCUGCACCCCCACAGGCUUGUGCGCAUAGCAAAAAGCAGCCUUGGUUUUGUGUCCGGAAAUGGCACUGAGCUUCCCCCUAUAAGGACCUCCCUAUCUGAUCAUCGACAUGGAGUUUGGGGUGGCUUUUAUUUUUGUCAAUUUCUGGAAAUGGUUAGAUUUUUUUGAGGUGAAAUGCAGAAUCUGAUCAGGAAGCUCAUUGCCUUGCAUGGAUGAAGAGUUAGCUAAAGCCAAUGCGUUGAUGCGGAUUACAUUUUGUAACUGUGAUAUGUGCACUGUUCUUUCUGUUGUUUUUUUCUUUCCCCCUCUCCGUUUAUGUGCCUGCCCCCAAUCAUUUUGGAUUCCUGUCAAGGCAUCUUGACAGAGUCUAUUUUAAUUUCUUCUUUCUUCAUUUCAGGUGUUUCGUUUUUAGUUUGUAAAAAUCGCUACCGAAGCAAACCAGUAGAAGCCCUUUUGCGUAGCAAACUGCAGCAGAUACUUUAUUCCUUUAAGCAACAAAAAUUGCUGUGUGUAAAAGAGGCUUCUUAAUUUGUAUUUGGUUCCCUCUCUCACUCUCUCUCUCUCUCUCUCCUCCUGCCCUUUGUCCGUCUCCCUGUCCCCAGGCAAAGAAUUCUUUCCUAGUCUAGUUGCCUCAAGUAGUUAUCAAAACACAGUCUCUCAGUAAUGUUGUGUUCUUGCUGAGCUACUCUGCUGUCAGAAGGGAGGAUCAUGGUAGAUUUGGUUUCCCAUGAAUGAUUUUAAAAGAUGCCAGGUCUUGAGUGGAUUGGGUCACCUCCAAGCUGUCAUCUGCUCUCGAUGCUUCUGUUAAAAAGAGAAAGAGCAUUGGACUGCCAUUCUGAAAGUAAGGAAGGAAAUGCUCACUUUCUCGAGUAGACAACAGCUUGCUAUUCACAAAUGGUCUCCACUACCUUUCCAUUGAUGUCAAGCUAGUGAUUUCUCUCUUGGUUCCAAAGACGACCUUUUGAACAAGGAAUGUAUUUUAAGAAGGGGCAUCUGAAAGAUUUGAAGAGCAUGCCCUCACAGAUAUCUUUUAAAGAUGUGUUUGAAUUUCUUACGCUAGGUAUAAAUUGUGCCAUUUAUACGAUAGCUCUAGCCCAGACUUCUAAGCUCUUUUAACAUAGUCAUAGCAAUGUCCCCGUAUGCGUGCGUGUCCCUUAAUACCAAACCACGGAGAAGCUCUGAGAUAGUUGGUGCUUUAAAAAUAAAUAUAACUGAAUAAAUUGUCCUUUUGGGGAGGUUUUAUUUUGAGGGCUUUUAACUUUUAUGGCAGACCCCCUUCUAGCAUCUUAUAUACUGGUUUGAGAUUUAGUAAUAUUGGGGGCGAAGAUGUACCCUUACCACGUCCCUCCACCUCUGUCCCCAUACUUUUCAAACACACUGGCAUUAGUUUAUCCCGUAUACUCACCCUCUCUUUCUCCGCUUCAUGCCUCCACUCUGAAAAAUUGUGAGCAAUUGAAUUUGUUGUGAAACUGCUCCCUUAUAUUCUUCCUCUUCCUCCAUCCCUCCGUCUCUCUCUCUCUCUCUCUCUCUCUCUCUCUCUCUCUCUCAACAAAUUGGAAUGUUGCUUUUUUGUUUUGUUGGCUCACACUUUCAGCACCCUUUUGAUGCAUUUUAAGACAUACUUUCUUUCUUUUGUAUAUGACUUCCAGAGGUCCCCUUGUAAUGGGGUGGUGGGGGCGGGGGGGGGCUAGCUGGGUUUAUUACUAGAUGCAAAAUGUCACAGAAACUCAUUCUGGUGUAAAUUUGAUCAGAAAUACAGUACUUACUAUAGAAUGGAAGAAGUUGCCUUCUGUUAACCCUGUGCCCAGCACUAUCUGUCGUCCCCCCCCCCCCCAAUGAAACACUAGAAUUUAUUUAUGCGUAUUUGAUGUUGUAGGUCUAGGAGAAAAAGUAAAUGUUUCACUGCUCUAUUUAUAUAUAAUGUCUGGAUUCAUUCUGUGUAGGAAAGGCCAAAUUUUCCCAUAGAAAAGCAUAGCCCAUCGUUUGCAUUACCUCCUGGUCCUCCCCUCCUUUUUCUUUUUUUAAUUUACGUGACUGCUGACUCCAGUUCACAGGACUCGUUUUUAAUACGACUUUGGGCCCAUGCUUUUUUAAGGUGCAUUGUCCUUUUUCGCCACAUAUUGUUGAUUUGAGAGCCAUCUCUGGUUCCUCCAGUGGUGCAGUGCAAAGUUUUCCAUUGCAGGGCCGGAGAUGAGGGGCGAAUAACAACGGGUUGGGGAUGAGGAAGCAUCCGUGUUGUAGGUGUGGAGGUGGCCCUUCUGCUUCCAUCCUCCAUGCAGCUGCCCUGACACGUUAGUCUGUCCUGAUGAGGCAGGGGGAGGAAAUGCCGCUUGGCACGAGUGACCUGCGUCAUGUUAGAGCCACAAGCAGAUCCAAGAGCUCCCAUGAUUUGGAAAGUUGCAACGUGUGAUUUCCAGUUUGCGGAAGGGAGGCCACAUUCUUGCAUCAGAUGGCCUCUCGUUGGAACCAGCUCAUUGUGUUCAUUUUUUUUACGACUGGGAGACAAUUUGCUCCAAACCAGGAUCCUAGCAGGCUGUUACUACUAAGGUCAAACACCAAGGGGAGAAAGACGCAGGGGCUCCAUUCCGCAGCCCGAGCGUCGGCCAAGCAGCUCUCUUCCAGGGCGGAUACUAAGCUGCGGUUUUUAACCAACCGACUUAACCAAAGGGGUUUUUUUCUUCUUUUUCUUUUGGCCAUUGUCGUAUGUAAAUAAUGUUCCCAUUCUGCAUCGCCUCAGCUGCACUCAGUGUGCGUUUCCUUCCCUUGCAAUCUCUUGUACCUUUUUAAGCUUCUUAAUACUAAGGUUUAGUGGCCUGGUGUGUAGCAGACAACAGACUCCUACCUAUGCUUUUAAGUUUUAAAGUGAAACUGCGCAGGCCCUGAUGAAGCACUCCUUGUGGCGAAACGUCUGUGAUUUACUCCCUCCUCUGUCAGUUCAUAGCAGCAGCGGUUCCGUUGUUUCUGCUGCCCGCUGAAUUUCAUCCCUAUUCUCGGCUGGUGUAGGAGGUCACCCAAGCUUGGUGACCAGCCAACUUCUGGAGACGACGUAAAAACAGAUCUCUCUUCCCUGCAAGCAUACUCCAAACUGUUCCUUAGUUCCUUCUUUUUUGGCUCGAAUGGCUUUGCAGUUUUGUGAUAUGCUUCCCGCAAGGACCACUGAGUGCUACUCAUCUUGUUUUGAGUUCUGUUUCUGCCUCUGCCUUUAUGCAGACUGAACUCCCUUUCCAUGCUGUUGGUUUGUUUGGCCUGGUUUCGCAGUAUUGAAAUUUUAAUUUUUUUAAAAAGAGAUCAUAGUAACUCUGCAAAUACAGGAUCUUCUGCGUAUAGGACUGGCCCAUCCUAUCACUUGAAGAUGACUGCAUAGACACAGCAAAACUAGUCCAGCUGCCCUGUUGACUUUUGCAAACCACCCCUAACUUGUUCAGUGGCUUCGACAAGCUGCAACCACCUCAUGGGUUAGGUGGGAAUUGCAACGGCAUUGUGGCAUUCAUUUGGCACGUCAAAGGCAUUCUUUAUAGCAGGUUUUUUCUUCUCUAUAAAUUGCAUUUGUUGUUUUUAAAGAGGAUAUUGUAACCUGUACAGUAAAACUUUUUUUUUUUGGCCUUUGCUCUGUUUGUCUUUUCAUGUAGAUCAGAUGCUGAAAGGGCAAAUGAUGACUAAAUAUGUUAACAUGCAAUGUGUUUAAAUCUUUCUGGGAAACUUAAUGUGGACUGGAACCUCUAAUCAUGGAAUCGCCAGGCCAGUGGCAGCAACACUCUCUCUUGCCCUUCUUUUCUUGUUUCCAGUCCCUUUGGUUUCUUGUUUCAAAUAUGUGAUUGUAUUAGCUCUUUCCAUACGAAAGAAUUCUCCUUAUUUAAAUAAAAAAAAAUUAAAAGCA